This is a messenger RNA of Lytechinus variegatus (green sea urchin), 1621 nucleotides long. RefSeq lists its product as uncharacterized. The coding region runs from base 247 to 1218 and encodes 323 amino acids. NCBI's taxonomy places the organism in Eukaryota, Metazoa, Echinodermata, Echinoidea, Temnopleuroida, Toxopneustidae. The transcript has 4 exons. The record is from RefSeq and is a predicted model, not a curated record.
ACAUGGCACUACUUCCUCAACUGAACUUGGAUCUUAAAAUACAAUUUGCACAAAGACUUAUUGCUAGUAGGCCUAUUCUUCUGGCGCUUUUCUACGAGAAUUGUAUACGGCGCCUUUAUAUCAGUGCAAUGAAUUACGAAAUAUGUCUUCCUGCUACGACUGGUAUGAUCUCAUCAAUGCUGAUAAUGCGGGUACAAAUGGACCAUCUAUUCGAACAGACACACCAUCAGCACAUGAUACUAGACGAUGAAGUAUUUACGCUGGACAAUCAACAUAUUCUUCAUCUUGACUGCCUGUCUUAAUUUGGUAGUCACGCCGACAGCUUUCGAACAUAUUGAUCAGGAUGUUCUUGAGAUUCUCUGUGAUGAUUCCUUGACCAUAAGGAUCUCUAAAGAUUCGACCUAUCUCGGCUGUUACAAUCGCACAUGCUUUCACAAUAUAACACAUUCGACUGUCAACGACAUCGACGAAUGUACAAUUAGUUGCAGAAACAACAGCUACCCCUUUGCAGCAGUGUCCCGAGGACACUUAUGUUAUUGUGGGACGUUUACAUGCCAGAGAACUGACGCAGAAUGUGAUGUUAAAUGUGGAGUACCUUGCAGUAUCAGCAAUGGGGAAGUCUUCAGAACAUGCGGUGGAAUCGAAUUUAUUCAGGCAUAUGAAUUACCUAACAUGGAGAGUGAAGGUCUGUCUUAUCUUGGCCUCUGUCUUGUCAUUCCUGUUCCUGUCACCCUCCUCAUUACCGUAGUUGUGGCCCUCACGAUUUAUUAUCUUCCAAGAUGUCUAGCAAGACCGCCUUCCCCGCCAACAGGCCUGCCUCCAUCACCUGAAAGCUCGGACCAUCGAUACUCGACGUACAUUGUUGAUGAUACUAGAAGAACUGAAGACUACACGACGCUGAUAAUGCAAGUAGCACCAAACCCUGGAUCCGAAGGUAACGACUGUCCAACACGUGCGUUGGAAGCAGAUUCCAGACAUUACAGCAUUCCUGACUGCAUCGCCCAAGCUCAAGGCACACGCACAGUUCCAGGUUUAGGCGGUCCAACAGACGCAGUUCCCGACUCUUCUAAAUAUUCUUCAUCAGAAGAGGACUACAUUCAUAAAUGUGAAUACCCUCUGUACCAAAUCAUUUCUGACGAAACGCACGCAGGUCAGCUGGAAGGCUUCGAAGAUCAGGAAUCGGACUGCAGCGACGACGGGUAUAUUGACCCAGAAUAACUCAUUUGGAUCAGUGUGCUGUAUGACAAUCAUUUCUCAAUGACUGAAAAUGUUGCUAAAUCGUACGUCAGUUUAAGGGGGGGGGUCGUCUAAUAAAACAAACAACAUUGGAAAAGAAAAUUAUGCAAUGAUUUAUGUUUUAUGGAAGGGGAAGUUUACCAUGACUACAAAAACUGUUUAAUCAAAUAAACGAUUAAUUUACAGUAUGAAUGCAUCGAAAAGCUGAAUUAUUAAUUGUUAAAGAUAUUAAGGUAUGUCGUGAUCAGGAGCACCCCAUAUCUCAUAUCCGAUAGAUAAUAAUAAAUUGCGAAUUUUAUGGUUCGUGAUGACUAAAAAUGGUUUUCUUGUAGAAGCGCGGGUAUGAAGUGACCUAUCUGAAGAUGUUAAAAAUGCACAAAUGAAA